This is a messenger RNA of Colossoma macropomum (tambaqui), 1086 nucleotides long. It is a transcript of the gene kti12, whose product is annotated as KTI12 chromatin associated homolog. The record is from RefSeq and is a predicted model, not a curated record. The transcript is spliced from 9 exons. The coding region runs from base 76 to 903 and encodes 275 amino acids. Lineage: Eukaryota; Metazoa; Chordata; Actinopteri; Characiformes; Serrasalmidae.
AAAGGCCGAUCCGUACUGAGCAUGCGUUCAUGAGUCAAACACGUUUUCUAACCACACAGAUUAUUUCAUCCCAAAAUGCCCCUAAUUUUAAUGUGCGGCUACCCCUGCAGCGGUAAAAGCCGACGCGCGCACGAAUUAAGAGAUCACUUCACUGAAAAUACAGACCGAAAAGUUUACAUUGUGGGAGAUGAAGAGCUCGGAGCGGACAGGAACUCCGUGUAUGCAGAUUCUCAGAGUGAGAAGAAUUUGCGAGGUGCUUUGCGAUCUGAGGUUGAGAGGAAACUCAACAAAGAAGAUAUUGUAAUUCUGGAUUCCUUGAAUUACAUUAAAGGUUACAGAUACGAGCUGUUUUGUCUGAUUAAACAUGCGCAGACACCACACUGUUUGGUCUACUGUUUAACGUCAGCUGAUUUGAGCUCAGAGUGGAAUAAGGAAAGAAAGGAAGGUUGUCAGUAUUCCCAGGAAAUCCUGGAUGCCCUCAUUUUGAGAUUUGAAGCCCCUGAUUCAAGAAAUAGAUGGGACAGUCCACUCUUUACCAUUCAGAAAGAUGACACUCUUCCAUUUGAAGCCAUCUCGGAUGCCAUUUUCAAAAGGAAAGCGCCCCCUCCUAACCAGUCCACACAAAGUCAACCCCUGUCCUCUACCAACUUUUUAUAUGAGUUGGACAAAGUAACUCAGGAUAUCUUAAUGGCUGUUCUUGACUCACAGAAGACCAGUGUCCCUGGGGACCUCAUUGCGAUUCCAGGAGCUACAGAAAAGAUAGAACUCACGAGAAGUCUUAACAUGGCUGAACUGAGGAAGCUUCGACGGCAGUUCAUCAGCUACACUAAGAUGCAUCCAACAGAGAACAUUGGGCAGAUAGCCAAUAUGUUUGUGCAGUACCUCAACAAGAGUAUGCACUGAUAACUGCAGUUGAAUUGAUUAGUGCCUAUGGUGCUUGUUCUCUUGCAAUAUUUUAAUUGCCUUCCAUAGUUAUAAGAGUUAUAAGAGCUUUAUUUAGUGUUUAUAUAUUUUAUUGGUUUUUAAAGUGUUGUGAUGCAGGAUUUCAAGCAUCUUCAAUGUAAUAAAGUCUCAUUUUUGGAUUGA